Messenger RNA from Symbiodinium sp. CCMP2456, 351 nucleotides. The record is from the annotation of a GenBank genome assembly. Lineage: Eukaryota; Dinophyceae; Suessiales; Symbiodiniaceae.
AUGGGUUCUGAAGGGUGGGAUGCCUACCUUGGAAGAGGGAUCAACAAAUCAAAAUGUUUAUUCCGACAGAAAUCAAAGACAACCGACACCGGAAAGCAACACGGGGGAAAGGAGGAAGGAAGCAAGUCCCGCCUCAUUUUUGUAGUAUUUUCACCAUUUCUCAGCAGUUAUGAUGAGUUUGUGUUUUUUUCGGUAGACCCACCGGGCGGACAUUGGAUUGCUAAGAGGAGCGGGUCGCGGCGGCACCGUACAUUGAUGUACUGCUGCAGGGCGUCCGCUGGUCGGCAGGUCAGGCGAAGGAGUGCAGAGGUCAAUGGGGCGGCUGCUGGCAGCAUUGCAGCGGCUCGGUGA